AAAAUAAGCACCGGACCUCGCGCCGCCACAGAGACUCGGUGCGGAGUUAAUUUUAGCAUCAUUCUCCUGGAGGAUCAGACUCCCUUCAAGUAUUAACAAACGAUAUCGUCUGGUUAAAUUUAAUUUGCGUCUUCCGCAUUGUAUUAAAUUUCCAAUUAGAUAUUCUCAGGAAUAUUUGCAUAUCUGAAAAUGGGGUCACCAGAAGUCUGUGUAGAAAGGACUUCCUGCCCACACAGUGAAGCAUCCACCAUCCUUGUAUUUUAGCUCACGGAGAGGCUGAGGGACUGUCCUUCACUUGAGGUUAAACAAAGAAAGGGGCUGCACGAAGAUCCGGGGGUACAAACAUCGGCCCGGACUUCCUGGGUGUUGCUGUGGGAGGAGCUCAGUUGUUUGAGUAUGGCGGCGGCGGUGAGCGAUUAGCAGAGAGGGGAGGUGCGGCUCGGGGCCUCUCUUUUCUCGGUCUGCCUAGUGGGAUGAGUCGGCCACUGCGGCAUGUCGCGUGUGCCCUGUCCGGUGGUGUGGACAGCGCUGUGGCGACGCUGCUGCUUAGGCGAAAAGGUGAGGAGCUGAGCUACCAAGUGACAGGUGUCUUUAUGAAAAACUGGGACUUGCUAGAUGAGCAUGGUGCUUGCACAAGUAAUCAGGACUAUGAAGAUGCGUAUCGAGUCUGUAAGAUGCUCGACAUCCCUUUUCAUCAGAUUUCCUAUGUGAAAGAAUAUUGGCACGAGGUCUUUAGUAAUUUUGUAAAGGAGUAUGAAAUGGGAAGGACUCCAAACCCUGAUAUCAUGUGCAAUAAAAAUAUUAAAUUUAAAUAUCUGUUGCACUUUGCUGUGGAAAUGCUAGGGGCAGAUGCAAUGGCAACUGGUCAUUAUGCCAGAACAUCACAGCAUGAUGAAGAAGUUUUCCAACAAAAAUCUAUUAAAAGAACUGAAGAUAGUUUUGAUAACCACUGUAAGGAUGCUGUGAAACUCUUACAGGCAGCUGACCCAAAGAAAGACCAAACAUUCUUUCUGAGUCAGAUAUCACAGCAUGCCUUGCGACACACCAUCUUUCCCCUUGGUGAGUUGAGGAAAAAUGUUGUAAAGGAGAUAGCAGCAGAAGCAGGAUUUCACCAUACAUUAAAAAGAAAAGAAAGUAUGGGAAUCUGUUUUAUAGGUGAAAGAAAUUUUGAAAACUUUAUUCUUGAGUAUCUAGAACCUCGACCUGGAAAUUUUGUUUCUAUAGAAGAUGGAAAAAUUAUGGGAACACACAAAGGUUGGUUUCUGUUCACUUUGGGACAACGAGCCAGGAUAGGUGGCCAAAGAGAUGCCUGGUUUGUAGUAGAUAAAGAGAUAAAUACGGGGGAUGUGUUUGUGGCACCAGGAACCACUCAUCCAGCUUUGUACAGGAAUUCACUCCAAACUCAACCAGUCCAUUGGAUUGCUCAGGAUCCACCAUUAGAACUGCUCAGGGACGGAGUGAUGCAGUGUAGCUUUCGCUUCCAACACCAGAUGCCACUUGUGCAGUGUCAGUUAACCCUAAAUCCAGAUGAUACAGUUUGGGUGACUCUUGCUAACCCAGUCAGAGCACCAACACCAGGACAAUUUGCUGUGUUCUAUAAGGAUCAAGAAUGCCUCGGCAGUGGCAAAAUUAAGGAGCUUGGCCCUUCCAUGUACACUCUGCAAGAAGAGGGAGUAGAAUUGGCAAAACCCAGAAGACUGACAUAAUCUGUUAAAGAACUCACCACAACCCUUCAAUUUGACAUGAUCAGAUGCUGUGAAUCAACCAGAUGAGGAUUACUGAUUGCAUCUGUAAACAUGCAGGAAUCCUCUUAUGCAUCAUAAUCCUAAUUUGGAGUAUACCAUAAUAAAGUGACAUAGUUGUAAUGAUAUUUUUAAUGUUUACAGAGGAAGUUAACACCACCCUUCUGUUUCCCUUAUAUUUUAAUUACUAUAGGGUAAAUUUUCAAAGUGUUUGUUCCUCAAAAUUGGUGGAGCUCUGGAAGUUUCAGAAGCAGAGGUCAACUGAGCAACCAAUUUAUUUCUGUCAGUUUCAGAGCAGAAUUAUCCAGAUUCUACCCUAAGUUGUAUUCCCGAUUACCAAAAGAUAUGAGGUUCCUUAAAUGAUCACAAAAAGAUACAUAUUUUGUAAUUUGUUUUUCACAAUGCUUGCAAGUUACGGUAAAUAAUUUUCCAUAUAAAGAUAUUUUAAUUUAAA
Carcharodon carcharias (great white shark) is the source of this 2196-nucleotide messenger RNA. RefSeq names its product tRNA 5-methylaminomethyl-2-thiouridylate methyltransferase (gene trmu). The coding region runs from base 474 to 1706 and encodes 410 amino acids. The record is from RefSeq and is a predicted model, not a curated record. NCBI's taxonomy places the organism in Eukaryota, Metazoa, Chordata, Chondrichthyes, Lamniformes, Lamnidae. The transcript has 11 exons. Gene Ontology annotation, molecular function: sulfurtransferase activity. Gene Ontology annotation, cellular component: mitochondrion. Gene Ontology annotation, biological process: tRNA wobble position uridine thiolation.